GUGGUUUCUGGUUACCUGCUUCUGGGAAUGCUACAGGGUUUUCAGUUUUCAGUAAUCGAGGGCCAUAAGAUUGGACUAUUAGCUAUAAUGCACUGACUUCCAGAACCAGAUUAAAGUCUUUGAUUAUUAUCCUAAAAUCAGCCAAUGUUGCAUGUGCUGUGGAGAAUGAUAAGGGUUGUUUGUGACAUGUUUUUUCAGUGCGUGCUGUGAUGUACUCACUAGUAUGGUUAAUAAUGUCCCCCUCCCCAGGGUCGCACAGUCUGAGCAGGAAGGAAAGACAAUGACGUGUUUGUUUCCACUGCUAGAAAGAAAACUUGCCUCCUACUAAAUAGCUAAGAACCUCUGAUUUUUCACAGCUGUGCAACUGAAAAGUUACAAAACUACUCUGAUAAACGAAUGGAACAGAAAUGACCUAUACAUUAAGGCCAGAAUCAUCCCGUAUGUAACUGUUAAAUGACAAGAGAGAUCGUCAUUAGACUUCUGCAAUAGGGGCAGGAUUAUUUCCAGUACUCCCGUUGUGCUGUGCGAUUCAGGACUCAGGACUCAGGAUAUUGCAAUGCACAUCUGCUGAUUGGAUGAAAUCUUCUGUUCCCAGACAAUGACACGUUAAGAGAAUUAGCUCCAGCCUAACUCAAACGUUGAUGAGAGCUGUAUAACCGUGAAUUAGCACAUUCACCAAAGCCGUGCUUCUGGACCACAGCAGAGAGGAGGAAGAUGGCUAUUAAUUAUAAUCUAAGCCUCCUGAAGGAACUGGAAAGAGAAAAGGUGUUGGAGGUCCUAUACCGUGACCAGUCACUUCAGAAAGCCGAGGAGGAAAGAAUAAGAAAACUGAAAACACAUUUGCAGCAGCUUCGAUGGAAAGGUGCAAAGAGUGUUAGUAGAGAAUACCAGGAGAGAUCUUGUGCUCGCUGCCAGAAAGCUCUAGGCCGUCUGGUAAACAGAGGUUCUGUGUGCAAUGGCUGCAGUCACCGGGUGUGCCAUGAGUGCCAGGUUUUCCUCUGCAAUCUCAUCUGGAAGUGCACAGUCUGUUACGCCCAUGGGGAAGUUAAAAUAAAGACUGGUGAGUGGUUCUUCGAAGAAAGAGAAAAGAAAUUCCCUUCUGCAGCAAAACAUGAAUCUGCAGGUGCAAAGCUUUUGAAAUCUUACCAAAAAACUAGUAAGAUUUCAAUUGUCCCUCCAACACCGCCUCCUAUCUCUGAAGUCAUCCACUGGAACACAUCCAUGGAGGUCAGCAAAGAGAAAGGAUUUAAUAAGUCAGUUGAGAAUUUGAUUUUGUCUCUCACAGCACAAGUUAAGAAAAUUUCAAAAUCACAGAAUGACAUGAGAAUUACUGACAAAUGCCACCUAACCACUGACUAUGGACAGAAAGCAGAGAGAAGAAAAGACCGAAGAAGCAACUCUGACACUGCAAUCAAUUUGGCUAGUGAGCUGGAGAAGGCCCACAGUCUGCAUCAGUUUAUCCACAAAACAAAGGAAACAGGAGGCUCAAAAGAGAAAAAUGAAGCAAGGCAAGGAACAGAAGAAGAGACAAACAUUAUAAGAAGAAAAACACUCUGUGGGAGCACAAAGAGAGAAAGUGUGUGCAGCAUCACCAGCACUUGCUCUGAAGCUGGCAGCUAUGACAAUGCCAAUAUCACAGGAGAAAUAGAGUUUGCAGUUAAAUACAAUUUCAAGACCUGCACCCUUGAAAUCACCAUCAAAGCAUGCAAGAACCUGUCUUAUGGAGAUGAGAAGAAGAAAAAAUGUAACCCAUAUGUAAAGACUUACCUACUUCCUGAAAAAUCCUCCCAUUCUAAAAUGAAGACAAGCAUUAAAAAGAAUACAGUGGACCCAUUUUUUAAUGAAACAUUAAAGUACACUAUUAAACACUCACAGCUGGAGACACGAAUACUGCAAGUAUCCUUGUGGCAUGUGAGUACACUGAAGAGGAAAGUUUUCUUAGGAGAAGUGAAUUUACCUCUUGAGCUGUGGGAUUUUGAGGAUAAUUCAACCCAGUCAUUUAAGUGGUACCAACUGAGAUCAAAGGCAUAUGACCGAGUGGAUUGGUAAGGAAGUUCUGGUGGUAGACAGCCAAAAGGGAGAAGAUGUUAAUUGCAUGACUAACUUCAACUAAAAAAAGCACAUAUAUAACCUGGCAUACAGGGAGCAGCAGUGGUGUUCUGGAAACUGCAUCUUGCAGAAUGUGAAGAAAAGUACAACAGCAAAGAGGUCCGUCUGACCCAUGGCCAAGUGGUGGAAAAACACAAAGAUGAAUUAAAUGAACUUCAGGCUGAACUCUAUUGGUCCAAAACUGAAUUGUCCUUUCCUAUUUCCUUUUGAGUGCAUAAUAUCUGGCUCUGACAUUGUAAAGUUCAUGGACACAAUUAAGAAAUGCCAAGUAUUUAUGUUUAAAAUGUUUCUUCCAGCAACAUCAUUAUGUCUGGGUGGGAUUUGGGAGUGUCCACCAUGACAUUGAUAAGAAUUGCUUUGCAAUGUGAUGCAGUGGUUUUCUUUUCAAGAUCCAGUGCACCCUGGAAGUCCUCAACAAAUACUAUUGAUGUGCUAUGUUAUUGUUACAGAAAAUAAAAUGAUUUGUUAAAAUGC
Xenopus laevis (African clawed frog) is the source of this 2583-nucleotide messenger RNA. It is a transcript of the gene sytl3.L, whose product is annotated as synaptotagmin like 3 L homeolog. The transcript is spliced from 13 exons. Lineage: Eukaryota; Metazoa; Chordata; Amphibia; Anura; Pipidae. The record is from RefSeq and is a predicted model, not a curated record. Gene Ontology annotation, molecular function: small GTPase binding; neurexin family protein binding. Bases 715 to 2049 code for a protein of 444 amino acids. Gene Ontology annotation, biological process: exocytosis; intracellular protein transport. Gene Ontology annotation, cellular component: membrane; exocytic vesicle; plasma membrane.